This is a messenger RNA of Symbiodinium natans, 273 nucleotides long. The record is from the annotation of a GenBank genome assembly. NCBI's taxonomy places the organism in Eukaryota, Dinophyceae, Suessiales, Symbiodiniaceae.
AUGGACCUCAAGGAGAAGGAAGUGAACGGCGAGUGGCUCACCGAAGAGCGGAUGGUCAAGCGAUGGAAGUAUAACCAAAGUAUUCCCGAAUUUUUCGUGGAGGUGUCCACGAAGGAGAGCAUAAAACAGUCGGAACUCGUGCGCCAGAGGGAGGAAACAGACAUGGGGGUGGCAGAGAGCGCGACGGCGCCGGAAGGCCCACGGCUUCUGGAGCUGACGGACGAAAGCAACCAAACCCCAAAGCCGGAACAAGUGGGCCAGAAGGCCAGGUAA